This is a messenger RNA of Owenia fusiformis, 6786 nucleotides long. The record is from the annotation of a GenBank genome assembly. Lineage: Eukaryota; Metazoa; Annelida; Polychaeta; Sabellida; Oweniidae.
CUGUCGCCAUUUUAUGCGAAUAAUCGGAUACUUCAUCAAAUAUUUCAGGAUUUAUGGCAUUGUCGAAGCUCAAAUGAGCUCCAAAGAAAGUUUGUAGGUCGGUGAAGCCAUGGAUUUAGUAUGAGUUUUCAAAGUCCAGCUGGAAACGGCUGUAGUCUUGAGGACUGCCACACAAACUUAUUUGCACUCACUGAUCUAUGUGGGAUAAAGUGGCGCAGUCUCGGGACAGAAGAAUUUUGUACGGAUCCUUUAGAAGAUCCAGUACUCAAAUCAUAUACCAGGUGUCUUCAAUCUGAUAUACUUUGCGUUUGGAGACGUGGAAGAAAAUGUGCAUCAGAAAGUCAGCCCAAAGAUCAUCCUAAAGAAUUGUGGAUAUUUUGGUAUGGGGAGGAACCAUCAAAUGUGGACAAUUUGAUUGCCUCACAACUCAAAGUUCUAGACCAAGGAAGUUGGGAGCAUGGACUGUCAUACGAAUGUAGAUGUCUGCUCUUCAAAGCACUUCAUAAUCUAAUCGAAAGGUGCCUGUUGACCCAGGGAUUUGUACGUCUAGGACGAUGGUUUGUACAGCCAUACAACAACAGUCAGUCACAGGGAAACAGGGACAUAAGUGCCCAUUUGUCGAUUUCAUUCUCGUUUUUCCUCCAUGGAGAAAGCACAGUGUGUGCAAGUAUUGACGUUCGACAACAUCUCCCAGUGCGCCAUCUAUCUCAGCAACAGCUCAAUGCCUCAUUAGGUGGCAGCACUCCCACUCAAGUUAUCUUGGCCCCAUAUGGUCUUGCCGGGAUACUAUCGGGAGUUACUUACAAGGAUUCGGACCAGGUGGCGCUGAAAACAUUGGAGGAAUGGCGUCAAUUCUUCCCAAUAGAGUUGCCACCAGAUGGUGCUGCGAACAACAGCUUUGAACCAAAUACACUCGGGAGUGUCAUUGAGGUCAUAGUUGCUGGUGUACGAAUGAAGUACCCUACAUGCUUUGUACUUACUGUCGAUGCAGACACUGAUCAUCCACCAGGUGGAGCUCAACCAUCAGACGCAUCUGCGAAAUCAUUAGAUGUCAAUUUACAAACGGAUAAUGCAGCGGCAGCUGGGGCUGGAAUUAUAAAUGGAGACCCCUUCUGUCAGCGACUUGCCACAAAGGUUUGGCAGGAGAAUUGCACAAAUCAGACGCACAACAAUCAUAGGUCUCAAGGCAAAUCAAAUGAAGAUGCGUCUGUCGUUGGUGUAUGGGAUUUUCAGCCCCCAAACACAAAGAAUCACUGUGGCUGUCAAAAGAAAAAGUUGUCCAAUAGGGCCAACCAGGGUAAAUCUGGGAAACACUUCAAAGGUGAUAAAACGGAUAAGUUGUUCGAGAAGCAGCAAAGUCGCAUGUCGCGCAACAUGACAGCAUUUCACCGUCGUUCUCCAGCUUUGGAUGAUAUGAUGACCGUAGAAGUGGAUAUGUUGAUGCAACGAGUGCCUAGUGCACAAUUUAAUGGAGGCUUUAAAGGUGGCGCCAGUAGUCAACAGUCAGGUGGGGGAAUCCCUCAGUUACGCAAUACAAACUUUGACUCGGCUGACUCCCCAGGGGUGCCAUCUCCCCUGGCUGCCCCCACAGCCUCAAACUCAAUAACCCAUGGUGCAACUGACCCAACGAUGCCGACUUUAAGUCCGCAACAACCACAAAUUAAACAAGAAAAGCCUGACCCACCUCAAAAUACUGAAAAUGCAGAACCAACGACCCAGGAGGGUUUUAUUCAAAGAACUAACGGUUCAAUUAAAACUGAGCCAUACACAACAGGAUAUACAAGCUCAGAAACUAUAAAAACUGAGAAAGUUAGUUCAUGGUUGGAAAAUCAUCGCCAGGCUACGGAAUCUAAAGGCAUUAAAAGGCCAAUGCUGCCAAAAUCUGCAUAUGACGAAAGCGAUGUUGCAUCAGUAAAAGAAACGCUGUAUGAUUUCAAUGUUUUAAAUGCAUGGCUCGACCACCCAGUGAAGCGACUUUGCCACUAUCCCAGGGAGGUCAUAUGCGUGAAACAAGAAAAAACACAACCAUCUGCAACAAAUGCACCAGAUCCUCAAGCUCCCAUGCAUGACCCAUAUGAGUUUUCUGAAGAAUCAUCCUCACAUGCCAAUAUUUUAACAACGACAAGUAAACGUCUGAGUUAUCGAGCGAGUCGGGAUGAUAGCCUUGGAAGGCCCCCUUUUAGCAAGGAAGAGGAAGUAGGACGAGACAGGAAAGGUUCAGACAGUGGUGGGGUAACAAUCAAAGAGGAAAAGACAGAUUCUGUUUUCAAUGGAGAAACAAGUCCAGGAAACUUUGGAAGUAAUUUCCUGAGUGAAAAGGAUUUAGUGCCAAAGUACCAUGACUUGGACAAGAUGUUUGAUACUUCAGAUGAUGAUAGUAACGAUGGCAACAUGCACCACAUCUCUGCUCCUGUAGGCCCUAGUACUUUAUUGGAUGAAAAACCAGUUAAAAGUCAGACACAGUCGAGUCUGGCAAGCAGUACUGGGGCUGGACCAAUAGGUGCGACAGAGUUGGCUCACAUGUUCCCGACGCCACCAUCUCAUGAAGAAACUGCCCUCUCACCCUCGAUGGGAGUGGAGCCUCAUUCUGAAUCCACGGGAUUUGAUGCAAUAGUUGGUCGCACAGAAGCUCCCAAUCAUUAUGGUCACCUAGCAAACACUGAAGAACAUAGAAAGGAACUCAGUACAGUUUUCAAGCCACCUAUGACGGCAAAGUUUAUCAGUGCCGGAAGAUAUGCUCCAAUUGAGUUGCCUAGCAAUAACCAAGGCCAAGUGGCACGUACUAUGGACUGUACUUAUAAGCCUUCCUGGCAGUAUCCUGUUGGACCCAUGACUCCCAUACCAAACCUUCCCCUAGUGGAUAGUAAACCGCCAAUACAGCCACCAAGUACAUAUGCCAAUAUACCUUCAAUAGAGAACUUGGGUAAUCUGCAACGCACACCAGUAGCAGAGCGAGGGGGUCUUAUGGAACAAACGUCCCCCGCAGCCUACCAAGGGGGGUCAGUACCCCAACGAACCCCUGGGAGCUAUGAGCUACAAUCACCUGCAUCUAACGCAUCAUCAUAUAUCAAAAAUCUAAAUUCUGUCGACCCUCAGGGAACGAACAGUACCAUACCAGAAGCCCAUGGGCUAGUAGUAAACAUCACACUCAUGGAUUCUAUGCUAAACAUAUAUCGGGAUCAUAAUUUUGAUAGCUGCAAUAUGUGCGUGUGUUAUAUGAACAUCAAAGGCUCCGAUUCUGGAUUAUAUCUCGCAGAUAAAACUAACGAGCCUCAGUUGAAUUGUAUUUGUGGGUUCAGUGCAGUGACUAACAGGAAGUAUGGCUAUCGAGCCGGAUUAUUUUAUGAGGAUGAAGUGGACAUAUCGGGAAUCAGAGACGAUAGGUUAGAGCGACGCAAACCUAGUUUAUUAACACUAAAACCUGAUUUAGAAAAGGAAAACUCUAUUGUGGAAAUGCCGCAGGAGAUUUUAAAUUUACUUCAGGGUCAAUUUACGACGCCUUUCCCAUCUGUGACAGUAUUAAAUGUUUUCAAUCGACUGAAGACCUUUAGUUUAGUGAACAGUCAACAGAGAAUGAACAUCUUGGAGAUACAAGAUGGAUGUGAUGUGUGUUACAAUGGGCUGGAACAAGGACGUCAAUGUGUUGACGAUAACUCACCAACAAAACUUGAUGAUGUCAUACAAAAAUCAAAAUGCUUACACAAAUGGCCAUAUUUACAUAAUAUGGCCAAACUCCCCACAAAUGCUGCCGAAGUUGUUCGACUCCUUAAGUCUCUUCAGCCACAAUUACAAGAGGCAAUCCAAGACAAGCGCCAGACAAAACUUUGGGAAAACAAGUACAAAAUCGCUGGGCCAUUAUCUUGGAAGGAUUUCCAUUUAAUGGCUGGGCGAGGCAAUGAGGAGGCAAGCGAACCGCAACCGAUACCAUCUCUAAUGGUGGGCUUUGAUAAAGAGUGGCUGUCCCUUGCCCCGCAGUCUUUGAGAUAUUGGGAUAAGCUGUUACUCGAACCAUAUGGCAAACAGCGCAAUGUUGCAUAUGCUGUUGUUGCUCCUGACAAUGACAUUAUCUUGCAACAUGUACGAGGUUUCUUCAAAGAACUAAGUACUGUCUAUGAGCUGUGUCGGCUGGGGAAGCACAGACAGUUCAAACAUCUACGUGAUGGUAUUAUGCGUGUCGGAACUAAAGAGGCCUCAUCCAUAUCGAAUAAAGAUUCUAAUAUUGAUGACUGGUUUGACAAUAUAGGUGACUCGCCAGUUGCAGCCAAACUCCGUCUCUACGCUCAAGUCUGUCAGCAAUAUCUCGGUGCUUUGAUAACAGAACAAGUGUCUGAUAAGUCUGUAUUUGAUGAUGUGAAGAAGGAACAAACCUCUGGGGGUCCCCUAAAACCCCACCAGAGGUCUAACCUCCCUGAGUACUCGCCUCACCCUCAUACUCCCGAUAACCGUGACAGAGAAAAUCACGACGAGAAAGAAAAAGAUAAAGAUGAUACCAGUCAUGAUAAGGACCAGAACCAGGAUUCAGAGUCAAAUGAGCCAACCCCAUCAAUCGUUGUAUAUAUCGUGGAUCCAUUCAAUUUUGGAACAGAAUUUUCUGAUCUUAAUCGACUUUCCACAUUGGGGCUAUUGCGAUGCUUUCAACAUAUGGUGAAAAGUAUGUCUGGUGAUGCAGCGAAAAAUAACAUUCAACUUCAGAUUGUGCCACUUCAGUCACUACUAAGUCAGAAAAAUUCUGAAAUCAGGGGUCAGUUUAUUAAAUCAAUGGCAAUGUCAGUGUUUGCUCAAUGUAAGAGGCAACUACACUACGCAGCUCCCGGAAAAUCUCUCACAGGGAUGGGUCCAAGUGCAAAGGCAGAAAUGAUGCUCCAAAGAAAAAUUAGGAAGCCACCUAUAUUUCAGAAUGAUAACUACAACAUAUUCAGCCCACCUUACAUCCUGGCAUCUCAGACGGACGCUCAAUCAAUCAUCGUGGCGACAAUGGGAGAACAGCAACAGGAAGUUCCAGUGACUGCAGUACUGUAUUGUGGGUAUUGUCUGUCGGAAGAUCAGCGCUGGUUGCUCGCUGUGUGCACAGAUGAGCGUGGAGAAUUGCUUGAGACUGUGACGAUUAAUAUUGAGAUCCCCGAUAGGAACCGAAGAAGGAAAGCUUCAGCAAGAAAGAUUGGUCUUCAAAAACUUUGGGAUUUCAUACUUGGUGUCUGCGCCAAAACGACAACCAGUUGGAGGCUUGUGAUUGGUCGAUUUGGACGACUGGGACAUGGUGAACUAAAAGGUUGGGCUGGUUUUCUAAGUAAAAAAUCACUGCUAAAAUCAUCCAUGCAACUCCGAGAAAUCUGUGAUAUGUGUGCCGUCCUGGCAACGGGAAACACUCCCAGCAUUCAUAGCGCCUGUCUUGUGUCGAUGGAGCUUCAGGCUUCCUUCCGGAUUAUGUCUGACAGUGUGAAGCCAGAAGAUAAACGAAGUAGUGGAUUAGAUAUUAAUACCCCUCAAGAUUCUUCUGCCACACACAUACUUGUCUUCCCAACAUCUGCUACUGCUCAGAGUAACUCCAACACCAAUGCACCACCUCAGAACCACUUGGACCCACUUAGUAACAACCAAUUUCCUGAUCUAGUUGACGAUGAUAUUUUUGAUUUGAAAGAUGAUCUAGACAACAUGGAAAUGAUUGGUCAAGAUUUAAAUCUCAACGAACUUUUCAAUAUGCCACCAUCUCCGAUCGCAGAAGAUCCGACUUCACCACGUCCUGAUGGUAUUCUUCCUGGAUCACCAACCAAUGGAAAUGCUGUUAAUCAGCAACCAUCAAAAUCAGGUGUACGAGAAUCUGUAGAUGGAGAAGAAGCACCAAAUCUUCUUCAGCAACCUCUUGCCAUGGGGUAUUAUGUGUCCACUGCUAAAACGGGGCCUCUUCCAAAAUGGUUUUGGUCACCCUUCCCCCAGGCUGAGGGUGCCACCCCUACUUUCUUCAAGUCUGCUCUUCACAUUCAUAGCCCCCUAGUCCAUCAAAACCAAGAUGAACUUCUGAACCAGGCACAGAAACAUUCUCACCCCUUAGACUCAAGCUAUACCACUGAUGUACUCAGGUAUGUCCUCGAAGGCUACAACUCGCUAUCAUGGUUGACAUUUGAUGCGGUGGCCAAUGAUCGAAGUUCUUGCCUUCCUGUUCAUUUCGUCGUCCUUAUGCAACUCUACCAUGCCAUGGAGGCUUAUGUGUAAUUCAACAGAUGGUUGGGAGAAUUGUGUGUAAUGCGACCAGUUUGUUGUGUAAUGCAAUAUGUAGUCUGGGGAUUCAUGUGUAAUGCAACCAGUUUGUUGUGUAAUGCAACCAGUUUCUUGUGUAAAACAACAUUUAGUCUGGAGAUUCAUGUGUAAUGCAACUGGUCUAUUUUUUGUUGUGUAAUGCAACAUAUAGUCGAGGGAUUCAUGUGUGAUUCAACCAACUUCUUGUGUAAUGCAACAGGGUUAAGAGGUUCUGUGUAAUAAUGUGAGAUUAAGUACUGUGUAAUAAUACAGUACACAACUGAAGAUUUGUGUAACGCAACACAUCAAUCAUUAGAUCCCAAGAAAUCGUGAAGCAUUAUUGCAAUGAGAUGAAGAAAUUGUGCAUGAUAUUUGGAGUUGUUAAACUGAAGACAUUCUCAUCUUGAAAGUUAAUCCAUUUGAGUACACUAUAGAAAACAAUAAUAUGUGUAAUACAAUAGAAGACAUUAAGAUGUGUAAUACAAUAAAAGACAAGAUGUGUAAUACAAUAGAAAAAAGAUGUGUAGUACAAUAGAACACAAAAGGAUGUGU